This is a messenger RNA of Cydia pomonella (codling moth), 3362 nucleotides long. Its product is annotated as tRNA (uracil-5-)-methyltransferase homolog A. The record is from RefSeq and is a predicted model, not a curated record. The transcript has 12 exons. Gene Ontology annotation, biological process: RNA processing. NCBI's taxonomy places the organism in Eukaryota, Metazoa, Arthropoda, Insecta, Lepidoptera, Tortricidae. The coding region runs from base 114 to 1976 and encodes 620 amino acids. Gene Ontology annotation, molecular function: RNA methyltransferase activity; nucleic acid binding.
CUUGGAUAAAAAAAAACGAUCUGUCAAAACUACGAGGGAUAACCUAUAAAAUAUUAGGCUCGAUUCCUUAUGUUUAGUUAAUAAGCGUAGAAAAAUCUGCAUUAUUGCUGAUAAUGGGUGACGGAGAAGAAGCCGAAGUCCGCGAAGAGUAUGCCUAUUUAGACCGAGGUGGGUUUUCGUCGGAAAAAUUCAAAAUAGAGCUUCGAGGACUACCAAAGUUUUACGGUAUAGCGGAACUGAAAAAGCUUAUGAACCAGAAACUGUUACUGAAUACAAGCAAGAUAAAGCGACCCAAGAAUGGGAGCCACUGGUUGUUUGCCUGCUUCCAGAAUGAUGAGGAUCGGAACAAAGCUAUUGAGGCAUUGAAUGGCUACUCAUGGAAAGGUAAAACACUAAUAGCAGAGGUAGCAAAACCAGCCCCUGAUCCACUGGUUAGAAAGAGAAAGCAAGAAGAAGAAGAAGCUGGCCCUGACAAGAAAAAGAAGGAAGAAUUCAGUCAGGAGCAGAGGAUCAAAGAUGCUACUACUCCUUAUUGGAAUAUGCCCUAUGAAGAACAGCUGAAAUUAAAAGAGAAAGAAAUAAAGCACCUGCUUAUGAAAUUUGACAAUGAGAGAUGGAGGUUGGACAGAGAUAACCGCGGGGCUCUCGAAGCGAAGCGCAAACUUUACAAUGGGCUGAGCUUCGAACUGAGGCCCAUAGAGAGGUCCCCUGUCACGGAAGGAUACAGAAAUAAAUGCGAGUUCACAGUGGGCAUAGAUGAGGAGACCAAUCUCCCCACAGUUGGGUUCCGGCUGGGCAGCUACGCGACGGGCACUGUAGCGGUCGGCCCCAUACAGUCACUCAUACAUAUCUCUGACAAAACGAAAAAGGCAGUUUUGAUCUUCCAAGAGUUCGUGCGCAAGUCUGAACUUCGUCCAUUUUCGCCCGCGGACUAUUCAGGCCACUGGCGUUAUCUCACCGUUCGGCACUCCAUGUCUAAGGGCGACCUCAUGCUGAUCGUAGCGUUGCAUCCACAGGAGCUGACAAGCGAACAGAAGGAGAAGAUACAAAAAGAACUAGUGGAGCAUUUCAGUUCGGAGGAAUCGGCAGCUUGCGGGAUCAAGUCGCUGUACAUAGACUACAUUACGAAAAGGCGAGUGGGUGAGGAGGCAAAAAAACCGCUACAUAUGUGGGGCGAUACGCAUAUAGUGGACACUAUUCUCGGCAGGCAGUUCAGGAUAUCGCCUGAGGCAUUCUUCCAGAUAAACACAGCGGGUGCAGAAAUACUGUACCAGAGCGCCAUCGACAUGAGUCAAGUGGACAGCGGGUCCACUGUCGUCGACAUAUGCUGUGGCACCGGUACCAUCGGGCUUUGCUUCGCUAAGUACUGCGGCCAAGUGCUAGGCGUGGAGCUUAUACCAGAGGCGGUGCGCGACGCCCGCGCCAACGCAGCCGCCAACGGCAUCGACAACUGCCAGUUCUUCGCCGGCCGCGCCGAGGACGCGCUGCCCUCCGUGCUGGCGCGCGCCGCCGCCGCCGGCCUCGUCGCCGUCGUCGACCCCCCGAGGGCGGGCUUACAUAUGCGAGCAGUAACUCAACUACGCAACACGAAGUCAGUCAAGCGUCUGGUAUACAUAUCGUGCAGCCCGGCCUCGGCCGCCAAGAACUUUCUAGAUCUGUCUCGGCCCUCGUCGAAGACGCUCAGAGGAGCGCCUUUCAUGCCCGUCCGCGCCGUGCCCGUCGACAUGUUCCCGCACACUAAACAUGUCGAGCUCGCCGUCUUGUUCGAGAGGGAACAGGUUCCUGAAGACCAACAAGAGAAAAUGGAAAUUAAGGAAGACAAGGAAUCUGUUGGCCACGAAGGGACCACACGAGACGAAGCUGUCCGAAAAGAGGAAGCUGUUCAAAAAGAGGAAGCUGACCAAAACGAGGAAACUGAUAAAGGAAUGGAAAUAGAAAUAAAAAAUGAAAUAGAAGCUAGUAAAGAGGGGAAAUGAUUAAAGAAACUAAGCAGAUCGAAAGGUGGAAUAAAAUAAAUCAAUAUAAGUUUUCAUGUCUUAAUUGGAAUGAGAAGACAACUUUUUGCGACAUUGUGACUGUAAUGGUCUAAAGAAGGUUUGUGACUAAAACAAGUUUAUUUACCGGGUAAGGCCUGUAACAGGAGCAACUGUAGGCUGUACUCCUCAAACUGACCAACAUUUGUUCAGCAACUUGUAAAAUAACUUAUUUUUAGAACACUUUAAAGUUUAUUCUAAGGCACAAUGUGUUGGGAAUUACAAUGAUAACGUCAAUCACAAUGAUGUUAGCGUACUGUAAAGGGGAAUGCUUCUAAUCUUGGUGGCGAAUAUAAACGCAGACGUAGAUUACUGAUUUUAUAUAUAUUUUAUAACAUUCAGUUAGAUUACAAAAUCGACUACCCUUAAUGACUGUUAAUAUGUUAUGUUAUUAUUUACAUGUCAAAUAUUGUUAACGAUGUGCCAGACUUCGCGACUAACAUCGGGCGAUAGCGAAUGUAAUUUUUUUAAAGUUGUCAAAGAAAUGUUUUAUCGUUGGAGGAGCCCUAUAUAUGUUUACAUUACACCUGGUAUUACAUUUUUAUUAACUUCUUAUAAAUCAAAGGCCACAGGUAUAGCGACAUCGUUUCGAGCGAUGGCGUCAUAACCUUUAGGUAGUGCCCGGUAAGAUAUCGCCACUUUUUGAUAUUUAACAAAUUUAACGCAUAUCAGUGAAAGAAUAAGAAUCAAAGUGUGGUGUUCUAAAAGUUGUGAUCAUGUGUCGGAUGAUAGCAGUAAAUUGACGUGGCUACAAAGUUUUCAAAAUUCUCUUUGGUCCGUAGUGACCAUAAUAACUUCUUGCCAAACCUCAGUUAAACGGUGGACUUAUAAAUGUGAAUAUAAAGUCCGUUUAAAUGCAGCCCACCGCAGGCCCGGUAGCUCAACAUCUGCAUCCCUUUGCCGCCUUUACCAGUUGCCAACCCCGUGAGAGAUUGUUGAUCUUCCGAAUUUCCCGUUAAACCUCCGGUAUACGACAGAGGUCAAAAUUGUUCUUUUUCUUUUUAUUUGUUGACCUAGCUUAACUUUUAAUUUUAAUGGUUAAGGCGCUCUUAUAGACAGAUUUUAGGUUUUUGAGGGGGUGAAGCAGACGAAGUGGUAAAGCAGGCAGGCGGGCGCCCCGCGCGCCGCGCUCGCAGCAAGCCUACGUCCUUAUUCUGACGCCAUCCGUAUUCUGGUUUGUUAGUUCUGGGAUCUUUUCCGGAAAUUUAUAUUGAUUAUGAUUUAAACUUAAUGAAAUAAAAAAUUUGAUAAUUAUAUAUAAUACUAGAGUAUACCGCGGCAAAUUGAGAACAUAGUAAAAUGAUACCAAAUCGUUUUGUGUCGAAAUAA